ACACACUCUGCUUCUACUGUAACAACUAUCUUCCUGCAACUUCACAAGACACUGAAAGACUUUAACACACACACACACACACACACACACACACUCUGCUUCUACUGUAACAACUAUCUUCCUGUCUUUUCUCUUAUUUUCUCUGCUUCUCUCACUCCCUCCCUCUCUCUCUCUGGCGUUCACUCACUCUUCUCUAUUCCUCCAUCUGUCUAUUCCCGCUUGGUGGUUUUGAGUGGUUCCGAGUGGGGCGGGAGGAGAGAGAGUGGGUAGAACCGAGAUGUUCUCUGGUUCUAAGGGAUGUGUCUCAGCCCGUGACUCCUUCGUGUUCCUUUCAGAAGCUGCGCUCUCAAACCAUGCUGCUGCUCCCAACACCACAAGCCCAGAGAAUAUGCAAUGCUUAACGGUGACCAUCCUUCGAGGAAAAGACGGCUACGGCUUUACCAUCUGCUCAGACUCCCCAGUGAGGGUCCAGGCUGUCGACCCAGAUGGCCCUGCUGAUCUGGCUGGUCUACAGCAGUUGGACACACUGCUGCAGCUGAAUGGUCAACCAGUGGAGCAGUGGAAGUGUGUGGACCUCGCCCACGCUAUACGUAACAGCCAUAAUGAGAUAACAGUGGUCGUGUGGCGGACGGGUCCUUCUGUGAAGUCCAGCUACGAGGGCCUCAUCCACCGUCCAUCCUACAAGCCCUCGCCGUCCGCCUACGAGCCCCCGUCCCCCCCCAGCAAGAAACGUGACAAGACCCCUCCGGCGGUGCCCCCUCUCCCUGCCCACCACCGCACUCGUCGCCUGCUCAUCAAUGGCUCCGAGGGAGGAGGAGGUGGAGGAGGAGGUGGGGGAGGAGGUGGAGGAGGAGGUGGGGGCGUGGGCUGGGGAGGCGAGAGACGUGGUGAGGAGCUGGACGCCAAGGGCCGAGCGACGGGCGCGACGCCACAAGGGCAACACACGCACACGCUGCGCGGGACCCGGGUCAAAGCGUCCAAUGGGGACAACUACAUCAUCCUGUCGCCCAUCAACCCCGGGAGCCAGAUAUUACGGCCCGUUUACCCUGACGGCCAUGGCACAUUAGCAGGCAGGGUGCUCCCUUCCCAGCAGGCCAGCGGCCCUCAUAUGGGUGGUGUAGGUGGCGUAGGUGGCAUGGGUGGUUUAGGUGGCGUAGGUGGCAUGGGUGGUUUAGGUGGCGUGGGUGGCAUAGGGGGUGCAGCGCCCCCCACCUCGGGCCUGACAGGCAGGACCAACUUCCUGCGGCGCUCCACCAACAGCAAGACGUCCAAGUCUGUGCCCACAGGUGCCAAUCACCAGCCGCAGAGCUCGCAGAACUAUGCCAACUACCAGAACUGCACCAUUGUGCGCUCGCACCUGCCCACCUCCCAUGCCAACUAUGGCACCUAUGUCAAGGUGCCACCCAAGAUCCUCAUCUUCCCCAUCUUUGUACAGCCAAUCGACCUGUGUAACCCCAACCGGACCCUUGUAGUGUCAGAGGAGAUGAUUCUGCAUGAGAGCAAGCACCACUCCCUCAAGGUGACUGUGUUCAUAUACACAGACCUGAUGCUGGUGACUAGAGAGGACGAACCCGGCCGGUGUAACGUUCUCCAGAACCCUCUCUACCUGAAGCAGCUACGCCUCCAAGAGGAUCACAGUGAGGAGCUGAAGUUCUAUCUCAUUCACAUGACGGAGAAGUGUGAUUGUCUGCUGAGUCUGGAGGCUCACUCUGUGGAGCAGAGGAGGCGAGUGUGCCAGUGUCUGAGGGACAACAUUGAGCAGCAGCUUCAGCAGCAGCGAAGAGACAACUUCGCCACCAUGGAACAGAUGCUGGAGCCCAAACUUGAUGACCCGUGCUAUGUCGGGGCCCCCCCACGAGCCAGUGACGAUGAGCCCUCCCUGAGCAGCCCCUCAGAGCCCCCUGCCCCGGGAAGCCCCCAGGCCAGCGACCUGACCUCCCUGGGGGGGUCGUCCUGCACCCCCCUGGACGAGAGCCUGAAGGUGCCCCCCACCCCCCCUCCCUCCACCGAGGGCGAGGAUGGCCGGAGUGCAGAGGGCGACCAGGAGAGCUGGCCUGGACACGAGGAGGAGGAAGAGGAGGAGGGCUUCAGCACCGCGGAGACGGAGCGGCCCGAGACGGGCGACGAGGACUUGGUCGCCAGGGCGACGGGAGGCGGAGGCGGAGGGGAUGGGGACAUGGCCACUCUGGUGGCCGGUGGAGAUCUUGAGGACAACGGCUCGGAGGCGCCCGACACGAACGCGCCGCCAUCGUCCUCCUCAUCGUCCUUCGUCAUCCCAGAGCUGCGCCUGGACCGCUCCUUCAGCGCGGACGCCCUGACGGUCACCGACGAAGAGUAUGACGAAGACGAGGACGACGAGGACGAUGAGGAUGAGGAAGAGGACGAUAGCGACGACGCCUACCUGGAGCGCAGCGACAGCAAGCGCCGCAGCAUGGCGGAGCCGUCGUCCACGUGUGAGAAGCACGGCAGCGGAGCGGGCGGCCUGAGUGUCCAGAACUCCCUGCGACGCCGGACGCACAGCGAGGGCAGUCUGCUGCAGGACCCCCGCGCACCCUGCUUCACCUCCGACAACGCCAUCAACUGCCUGGACGCGGCCGGCGGCGGCGCAUGCAAGGGGGGGUGGACACUGCCCUCACCCAAGACCCUCAAGAAGGAGCUGACCAAGAACGGAGGCUCCAUGCACCAGAUCUGCAUGCUCUUCUCCGGCCGGAAGCUCAGCGCCUCUUCUGGAUCUCACUGCAGCUGCGACGUCGACCCCGACGGGAACAAGAAGAAGAAGAAGAAGCCCAAGAACCUGGCCAAAGAUAUGAAGAACCGAUUGGCAUUCCUGAGGCGGAGGAAUGAAUCGCCAGGAAGCACUCCGGCGGGUAAGCUGGACAAGACCAUGAAGGCCGGGGUCAAGCCCACCCCUGAGGAAGCCAUGAAGUGGGGAGAGUCCCUGGACAAGCUACUCGUCCACAAAUAUGGACUGGCCGCCUUCAGAGCAUUCCUACGCACGGAGUUCAGCGAGGAGAAUCUGGAAUUCUGGUUGGCAUGUGAGGAUUACAAGAAGGUGAAAUCCCAAUCUAAGAUGGCAUCCAAAGCCAAAAAGAUAUUUGCUGAAUACAUCGCCAUCCAGUCAUGCAAAGAGGUGAACCUGGACUCGUACACCAGGGAGCACACCAAGGAAAACCUGCAGAACAUCACACGUUCCUGCUUCGAGCUGGCGCAGCGCCGGAUAUUCGGCCUCAUGGAGAAGGACUCCUACCCACGCUUCCUGCGCUCCGAGCUCUACCUGGACUUGGUCAACCAGAAGAAGGCCAGCAGCGCGUCCACUACCUCCUCGUCCUCGUAGAGCCGACGAGAGAGCGGACGAGGAAACACACAACGGGAGCGGGAACUCUCCCAGAGAGAGAGAGAGAGAGAGAGAGGAAGAAAGAAAGAAAGGAAGGGGAGGAGAAGGGGAGGAGGCUUUCUUCCUUUUUAAAGUUUCCGCUUCUUUGUCAACUUCUCAUCAUCAUCAUCUUCAUCAUCAUCGUCAUUGCAUCCCAUCUGAGAUGUUGAGUGACAGGGGACUAACGAGGUGAUGGAGUGGUGGAUGCGGAGGGAAGAGGAGAGGAGAGGAGAGGAGGCGGUGCUGUUUACAAACGUGGACUGGAGGAUGGAGAGGAAGAGCACAGGUCUGAUGGAGACACGUUGCCAUAGUGACUGACAUGAACAUUAUUGCUCUUUUCACUUUUUUACAUUUAUUUAAGUUCCCGGACACGCUGGAGUGGGAGCUGAGGAGGGGAGAGGGAUGAAGACUCCUGAAGACCAGAGAGACAGUCCGCCACUGUUUGCUUCUACUGAUUGUUUGUUGGUUUGUUUGGUUUGGUUUGUUGGUGUUGUUUCUCUGGGCCUUCUCCGCUGCCUCUCCUGCAAACAGCCUGAGGAGGCGCCGUUGGGACGACGCAGAGACCACCACUCAACUCGCCCCUCACUACACACACACACACACACACACAACAAACGCUUUCCUGACUGUGUAAAUGGCGUCUGGUCUGCCCUGGCAGAAGAGAGGAGACAGACACGCAGCCUUCUGACGUGACGUGAGCUCAACUCAAAAACAAACAAAGAAAAACAAAACAAGCGCAAAGCCCACACAGCUUCCCCCCCCCCAUUCUCUCCACCUCCCAAGAUGCACUUGUGUUCCCAAGCACAGCACUCCCUCCGCAAGCGUAGCGGCAGCCACGGCCCUCUCACAGUGUGGGGGGGUGUAGCUGGUCAUUCCUGACUAGACUAAUGAUGGUCGGAGCUCAGAGAGAAAGAAUAAAAAAACGGAUGGAAGGACCAAACUGUGUGACGGAGGAGUGCCACUCCCCCCCCCCCACCUCCCCCCCUUGGACACGGACCAUCCGCCUGUCUAUAUGGCUUAAGACUGCACACCCGACCCCAUGCCUGGACACGGACCAUCCGCCUGUCUAUAUGGCUUAAGACUGCACACCCGACCCCAUGCCUGGCUUUGCUCCGUAGGGCCGAUAAGCUUCAUUGCAGCUCCCUGCAGAGCUUGACAUGGCAGUAUUCUCAGGACUCAAGCGCACUCGACUAUGAAGCUUCCCAGCUUUUGCUUUUGCUUUCUCUCUUUUUUCACAUGAAGAGGUUUGUCCUGUCCUGUUUUGACAGGGUCAGACCUGCACUCCAUAGACGACAGGGAGGGCAAAGCUGACCGCUAACUGCCCUUUUGACUGAGAUAAAUAACAAAGAGAAGGAGAAAGAAGAGAAAACGCUUGACCUGUACAGUUUGCCUAUUUAUUUGACCCCUGCUGGAUGCACUCCACUGCACUCAGCUGAAAGCUCCUUGUUCCUUAACCACAGACACAGGGCCGUUCCCCAGCAGCAGCCGGCACUGGGCCGGAUACGCGCCAGAGCUGCGCCGCAUCAGAGCCGGCCCUGGGCCAGAUCGCUCCCAGUGUCCACUGCUGAGCGGACGACUAUCCUGAUUUAAGUGCAAUAUGAUUUUCUUCUUUUUUAUCCUUCUGUUUUUCCUUUUUAUUUUUGGAUAAGUUUAGAUUUUUAUGAGAAAGACAAUGGAUUGAACUCUGUUUUAACUUUAUUUGUAAGAGUUUAGUUGCAAAAAUUCAGCUUGAAGUUUGAUUUACAGUUAAGGUAAAUACACACAAACAAGAGCAAAGUAGAUUCCUGAUUUUAAACGUUAUUAUUCUAACUGUGUUAAUCCUGGCAGCUGGCAGCCGGGACAAACGGAUGUAAAUAUAAUUCUUAAAUAAAUAAACAAAGUGAAAAAAGAAUAAAAAAAAGGAGAACAUGAUGUUUCUGUUUCAUGGCGCUCCAUGAGAUGUAUCUGUAUCUAUGUACAUAGGAGAGACUCAAAGCUCUAAAAUGACAUGUAUUGUUUUAAAGUGGGGAGCAGUAGGCCCUACGCCUGCCCACUCCUGCUCAUACACUGCUUGUAAGGAGUUUUACAAAAUGUAUUUUAUCAUUUUCACUGUUUACAAGUCCAACACAUCUCCUAAGAUAGCAAGUGAAAGAGAAAUUAGAGAGAAAGAAAAACAUUUGGUGUCAUUUGCUCAAGUUCAAUAAAAUCAUCCAACUGGUUGAAAAAUA
Messenger RNA from Alosa sapidissima (American shad), 5580 nucleotides. RefSeq names its product regulator of G protein signaling 3a (gene rgs3a). NCBI's taxonomy places the organism in Eukaryota, Metazoa, Chordata, Actinopteri, Clupeiformes, Clupeidae. Gene Ontology annotation, molecular function: protein binding. Gene Ontology annotation, cellular component: plasma membrane; nucleus. The record is from RefSeq and is a predicted model, not a curated record. Gene Ontology annotation, biological process: signal transduction.